Messenger RNA from Penicillium griseofulvum, 1854 nucleotides. RefSeq names its product ferric reductase family protein. The transcript has a single exon. Gene Ontology annotation, cellular component: plasma membrane. Lineage: Eukaryota; Fungi; Ascomycota; Eurotiomycetes; Eurotiales; Aspergillaceae. Gene Ontology annotation, molecular function: ferric-chelate reductase activity. The record is from RefSeq and is a predicted model, not a curated record. Gene Ontology annotation, biological process: copper ion import; iron ion transport; intracellular iron ion homeostasis. Bases 1 to 1854 code for a protein of 617 amino acids.
AUGGCAACUCAACCACAUACCGCGACACCAGGGUAUGGGUCAAACGCCACAUACAUAUAUGAGUACUCAAGGGGAUUGGGUGGCGUGGACGUACCUCGCGAUGUGAUCAUCACUCGGAUCAUCUAUGUUUCCCUGAGCGCGGUGGCAUUCGCAUUGUUCUGUGGCCGAAUAGCCCAGAUCAGCCAUGCCUAUCUACGCCAAAUUACCGCAUCUGGUGCAAACAAGCGCCAGCAGACCUUCUGGGCCCAGGAACAAUCAUCCUGGUGGUCAAACCUCAAGAAGCACAUCCUAUACGCCCCAUUAGGAAAGAAGAGACACAACCGAGAAUUACAACUCUCUUCCGCUGUCAAUGUCGGCACCUUGCCCUCUCGACUGCAGACUAUCUUGGUCGCACUAUACUUCGCCAGCCAGGUCACAUACUGCGUCUACCUGGACUAUAGUGUCAACCACAAGGCAGCCCUAGUGGCCGAGCUGCGCGGCCGAUCUGGGACGCUGGCUGUCCUCAACAUGAUCCCGCUCUUCCUCCUCGCUAGCCGAAACAACCCUUUGAUCCCUCUCCUCCACAUCAGCUUCGACACAUACAACCUCCUCCACCGCUGGCUGGGCCGCAUCGUCGUUAUCGAAUCAGUCGUACACACAAUCGCAUGGGCUGUCAACGCCGUUGACGAGGAAGACUUCACUCGCAUGUUAGCCCGUCUACGCGAAACCCCCUUCUUCACCUGGGGCCUGGUAGGCACGGCCGCAAUGGUUUUCCUUAGCCUGCACUCCCCCUCACCCAUCCGCCACGCCUUCUACGAGACCUUCCUACACCUGCACCAGCUCGCCGCCGUUCUCGCCUUCCUCGGCGUAUACCUGCACCUACAGAUCGAUAAUCUCCCACAGCAAAGCUGGGCGCGAACGAUCGCCGCAAUCUGGAUAGGCGACAGACUCGCACGCCUCUUCCGUCUCAUCCACCUCAACUUCUCAAUGUCUGGCACAACAACAAUGGUCGUCCAAGCCCUCCCAGGCGAAGCCUGCCGCGUAACCUUCCACCUCCCAAAGCUCGUCCAAAUCGAACCAGGCUGUCACGUCUUCGCCUACAUCCCCAGCAUAUCCUGGUGGAUGUCUCACCCUUUCUCGAUAGCCUGGGCUGAACCCAGCACAAGCAACACAGCAACACUCCUCCCCAACUCAACCCAACCCUCAACGAAGGGCCCAUACAUCGACAUAGAAAAACAAUCCGAUCUCCCUGCCAAACCAACAAAGCCGACAACCCAAGUCUCCCUCAUAAUAGGUGCCCAAAAGGGCAUGACCCGCCGCCUCUACAACCUCGCAAACGCAUCCCCCUCACAAUCCCUCACCCUAUCAGGCUUCAUCGAAGGUCCCUACGGCUCGAAUCCAACAAACCCCUCCAGUUACGGCACGACAGUCCUCUUCAGCGCCGGCGCAGGAAUAACCCACCACCUCCUCCAAACCCACGCACUCGUCACACAAGCCGCACAGAACACCGCCGCAACGCGAAAGGUAUACCUGAUAUGGUCCGUCCGCUCUACAGACCACCUCUCCUGGGUAAGCAGCUACAUGGACCAGAUCCUGCGACUGCCCAAUCGACGGGAUAUCCUCGUUGUUAAACUUUUCGUCUCGAAGCCGCGUCGCGCCGCAGAUAUCGUUAGUCCUUCUGCGACGGUGCUUAUGCAUUCCGGUCGAUGCAGGCCUGAUGUUGUUCUUGAUGAGAUCUUGCCCGGCAGGACGGGUGCGACGCUUGUUAGUGUUUGUGGGCCUGGGGCUUUUGCAGAUGAGGUUAGGUCUGCGGCUAGAGAUAGGAUUGGGAAGGGGGCUGUGGUUGAUUUUGUUGAGGAGGCUUUUACGUGGUGA